Racocetra fulgida is the source of this 594-nucleotide messenger RNA. NCBI's taxonomy places the organism in Eukaryota, Fungi, Glomeromycota, Glomeromycetes, Diversisporales, Gigasporaceae. The record is from the annotation of a GenBank genome assembly.
AUGGGUUUAGAAUUUCCUUCUUCUACUUUCAUAGGAAUUGAUAUUGAUUCCUCCAACUUUCCACCACUUGAUCGAUGUCCAUCAAAUGUCUGUUUUCUUACUUGCAAUGCUGCUCAUGGCAUUCCAUUUCCUCCUGACACUUUUGAUUUUGUUCAUAUAAGUAUGAUGUGGUGUGCCUUUUCUGAAUCUCAAUGGUUAAAUCUGAUCAAGGAUCUCGUUAGAGUUUUAAAAUACGAUGGUUGGAUUGAAUUCGUUAAUCCAAAUCCUUGUUCUAGAAAUCCUGGGAAGGCUGAACAAUUGCUAUUUGAGUCUGGUGUUGAUAUUUCUAUUUAUGAAAUGAUACCGAAAUAUCUUGAGGCAGUGGACGAACUUGAUGAGAUAAAUUGCCUUUCUAUAGAUUAUCCUGUAGGUGAACAUUUUGAUUGUUUUGGCAAAUUUGUAAAAAACAUUAAACGAGUAUAUGAAAGUAUCGUUUUUCUUCCAAAGUAUAUGGGAAUGUCUAGUGAGGAAUUUAACGACUUAUUGAAUGAAUUUUGUAAGGAAGUAAAUGAAAACAAACCUUCUUUUGAUAUUCAUAGGCAAUUUGCCAAAAAA